AAUCGAAUUUAGCGAAGUUCAAUUUCAAUCUGACAUGGCGUCCUAAGUGGUAAGUUUAAUUUUUUAAAUUAAUCCGUCUAUUACAUCAAAAUCGUAUCGGUUUUAAAACAGAAGAAAAUAAUUCAAGACCAUAUGCAUUGAUGGUAAUGCAUGCAAGGAAACUACCCCGAAUUAACGAUGGAUACUAUGAAAGACAUCAGCAAGGCCAUUCAUCGUAUCAGAACUCCAAGUACAGUUCAUCGAAAAGCAGUUACCCGGAUCGCUACAAUCAAGAACGGCAGGACCGUUCGCGUAAUUCACCGGAUGGCAAUACGUCAAGAUCGAAUACACCGGAUCGCGACCAAAGUCCCAGAAAUCGUUCGUAUGGUAAUAAGACGUGGUAUUUACAGAAAUUACAUGAGAAAGAAAGAGAUCGACCGUAUCGCAGUGAUCAAGGACGAGAUCGACCCAAUAAUUUUAAGGACAAAUAUUAUUCCUCUGACUACUCUCGAUCUCCUAAGGAUAGAAGACCUGUAAACAAAGAAUCUGGUUAUCCUACGAAUCAUGACAGGAAUAACAGCGAUAAAACUAGUAGCAUUAGUAAAAGUUCAAAUUCAGCGUACGGUUCUUCCAAAGAUUCUCAGCGAAAACCGACACAUAGUAAUGUUCGAGAUAAACGGGACGAACGAGAAAGAUUUUUAAAAGUCGGCGAUUGGUCGGAACACACAAGCUCUAGUGGUAAAAAAUAUUAUUAUAAUUGCAAAACGGAAGUAUCACAAUGGGAGAAACCCCGCGAAUGGCUAGAGAAGGAAGGCGUUAUGCAUCUGGUCCGUUCGCAGGGAUCGUCUUCUUCGUCGUCGUCCUCGAGAUUAGUACAAGACAAACAUUCCAGUGUACGUUCAAAUUCCGUCAUGAACAAUUACCGCAGUAGCGGCGGCAACGAUCAUGCUAAAUAUUCGCAACACGGUAGAGAUCGCGAAAACAGUAAUUCCAAUUGGAACAAUAGAGAUGGAGCUUCGUAUAAUAAGGAUGAUCACUAUUCCGAUCAUAGGCUGCACGAGAAUUCUUCUAAUAUACCUGUUUUGGGAAACGAAUCGCAAGCUCAAGAUAUGGAAAUUUCCAGCGAAAAUAGUACGCCAACCAGUGAACAUUAUACGCCGGCUGCAGUUGCGCAACAGCAGCAAGACGUUACGCAUUUAUCGUUAAAUUCAUCUAGCGGACCUGGUCCGCCGAUUGGCUCGAUUGGCAGUUCGAAAUUAUCGCAUCCCUCUCGGACCGAGGUGAAAGCCGAAGCGAGUUCUUCGUUUAGCUCAUCCUUGACUCCAAAUUCAACACCAAUUCCUUCAAGUAAUAGUAAAUCGUUAUCGGAGAAUACUCUGGCUGCCAAUCAACCUAAAACUGAUCCAAAUGGUGCUUGUGAUAUUGGUGGACCUCCUACACCGACGCAUUCCGAAAAUCAAGACGAACCCGAACAAAAACCCGGUGGUGGUUCUCCUGAAACCGCUGGUGUUAGCGCGUUACAAGGCAUAUCACUUCAAGGAUUUUACCCUAUGCAGUUGCCUCAAUUGACUCAAGGGCUUAGUCAAUACGUGAAGGAUGAUCUCACCGAGCACGUGCGUGGUUGGCCGGCUGAGAAUGCUGAAAGACAAGCUCAUAAACUCGCUACAGAAGCUCAUCUAAUAACUAGUAUGCGAAUUACUGAUAUUUCAAUUGCCUUGAAGUCUGCGAGAUCGAGAGUGCGGCUGAACGAAAUACAAUCUACGCUUCUUGAACAAAGGGUAAUGCUUUACCGUCACGAAGUAAAGUCGUUAGAGAACAUGAAAACACCAACGUUAUUCACGUCAGACGAUAAUUGAAUUCGCGUAGUGAAGAAGCUUUCUGCAAUCGGUAUCGGAGCAUAAACCUAAGGCAAUAAUAUACGAAGAUGUUAUAAUUGUAUAUUAUAUUGCGGUAGAUUUAGCGCUAUAAUGCAGCCAUUACGGCAGGACAGUUGACCGUCGUUGCCAGUGUGAAGUUGAAACGUCGACGAGUUGGCCAUCUUAUUUGAGAACUUGAAAAAACGAUCCCCAUACACGAUUUGUUUUCUCACGAACGUCCGCGUACAUCUAUCUCCUCUGUAAAUAUCUUGUUAUCGGUGAUUUUUUUUUUUCAAUCGUGGAUCACGUUUGAUAUUAAUUUUUCUAUCUAAAAUGUGCAAUUUUGUCGUCUUCCGAGUUUAUGAUUGACGCGAGUUAUCGGUGUUUUCGCGCAAACAACACGAUUUCUAGUUUCUAGCCUGACAGUUUUUAAUUUUGUGAUUUUGUAUAGGGUAAUGACCUUUCUUCUUUACUUUUCUGUUCGGUAUGUUUUGCGAGAGGCUAUUGAUAUAUUCGUAUAACUUGGAACUCUGGACUUUUUUUCUUUUUUUAGGCGUUUGAUUUGAUUUCCUUUUGUUUUUUUUUUGUUUUCUUCUUAUUUUGGACCAUUUUUCUUUUUGAACCUUCGUGUAUUUAUUUACUUAUACCAUGUUUAAAAAGUUAUUUUUUUGUUCGAAUUUUGUCUACACGACUCAUUUAGGAGGUGCUCCUUGCCAUCGCACGCUAUGUUUUGCUCCAGUUUUUGAGACUCGGUUUCGGUUAAAGAAGAUUUUAUUUUUUUCUGAAUUUAAAUCGAUAAUCGAUCGAAUUAUCGCUAGAUAAUUUAUUCGAGCUUUCAAAACAUGUGAUUGAUUGUUAUAAUUUAUGUUUUUUUUACAUCAAUUCCGCCAUGGUGGGUUUUUCGAUUAUCGAUUCUGAAAUGGUGAAUGAUUUUUGCUUUGAUCGAACAAAUUAUCGCAUGUUUAUCUGUUUAGUUUCUUCUCCCAUCAACUGCACUGCUUUUCGAUCGGAUUGUUGUGGAUUUCGGAAUACGAGUUUUGUUUCGCUGAUGUCUCAUUGUAUCGUGAUUGCUUUAUGGACUUCGGUGUCUUUAGUAUGACAAUCGAUCACCGAGAACAGUUCUUCUGGAAUAUAUUCAAACUCACGGGAAGAGUUUCCCCUUUCGAGUAAAAUGUUUCUAUUUAAUAAUAUCGUUUACUAGAUUCUAAAUGUGAAACGUUUCCAAUAGUCCUCCCAUUCCGUCUUGUCAUGUUCGUGUAAUUGUACAGUACAUUUUCAAAAUUUGGUGCUGAAGUAUGGUGAGCGAUCUAUAUUGUUGAAAACGCCGUACCUACGAAUCGAGCGAAUACGAUUUUUCUUGUUCUCGUCCCGUAUCAUUGAUAAAGAAGUAUGCACACAAAAUGGAAAUUUGUUUUCGUAACGAAUCAAUUUCUAGUCAAAACAUUUAUAUUUUGGGUACUUGGUGAGAAAAUCGUUUGAAAAUAUUGCGGCGAAUGUGGUCAUAGGAAGCGACAAAUCUCCAUUUAAUUUCAACCGAUGAAAAAGUGACCAUGUGUAGAGAGAUCUAUGUAUUAGAAGAGUAUCGUGUGUUUAUAAUUCGAUUUCAAACGAAUGUAUUUAAUUAAUCUGUGUUAUUUAUUUGUUUGUGUACAAACACAGUUCCUGUAAAGCGUAUGUAAUGAACGAAAUUAUUUUUCAAUCGUUUACACAUGUAAAAUAAGUAAAAGUUUUCGCGGUUAUUUUUACGAAUUCGUACUUUUUUUUCUCUUUACGAAUUAAUCGAUUUACGUAUAAAUAUUUUUUUUAUAUAGAAUAUGUAUUAUACUGAAUAUUAUUCAAAUACUUGUUUUUUUUUUAUCAUAAAUAUUAUUAUCAAAUGAAAAGAAAAAUAGUAGUAACGUUGUAAGAAAGAUUGUAAUAUAAAAGCUGUACAUUAUUCUUCGUUAUUAAAUUAUUUAAAUCGAAUUUUUCUACGUUGCAGCUUUUUUGUUCUCGUGAAUUUAAUUAUUCGUCAUUACCAUUUUGUUCUUCUUAAUUUUUUUUUUUUUUUUUUACUUUCCCUACUUUGGCUUCUCUAAACUUGCAAUAGACCUUGUAGCUUUUUUGUAUUACUCGUAUUCAACUGAAUUAACUUUCUGUACUAUUCAGACUACUAGAAAUAUAAUAUUGUUCUUCGUACGAAAUAAAUGCGUUCAAAUUUGUGGUCAAA
Molecule: messenger RNA, 4044 nt
Organism: Planococcus citri (citrus mealybug)
Lineage: Eukaryota; Metazoa; Arthropoda; Insecta; Hemiptera; Pseudococcidae
Gene: wcy
Product: WW domain-containing adapter protein with coiled-coil wacky
Exons: 12
Coding region: 141-1835 (564 amino acids)
Biological process (GO): positive regulation of TORC1 signaling; regulation of autophagy
Cellular component (GO): nucleus
Molecular function (GO): RNA polymerase II complex binding; chromatin binding
Source: RefSeq, a predicted model, not a curated record